Messenger RNA from Pseudocercospora fijiensis CIRAD86, 786 nucleotides. RefSeq lists its product as uncharacterized. The transcript has a single exon. The record is from RefSeq and is a predicted model, not a curated record. Lineage: Eukaryota; Fungi; Ascomycota; Dothideomycetes; Mycosphaerellales; Mycosphaerellaceae. Bases 1 to 786 code for a protein of 261 amino acids.
AUGGAGCGUGUCGUAGACAGAUCUGAACUGCUGUCAGAAGCAAGCACGCCUCCGUCAUCUCCCGAUCUGUCCAAAAUCACGACUUUAGGCCAAUUCGAGUUCGUCCAUCGGAAGCAGGAUUCCAACACUGACAAUACCCGGCAAGAAGAUGGUUAUGAAGAUAAAGACGAAUUGGAAUUUCAACUAUUUGCCCCAUCUGCGAGGAAGAGCGAUGAUCCUCCUGCGGUGGCAAAGAUCCGAAUCGCAACGCCAGAAGCUAGUGAACAUGAGUCUGGUUUCAUCAGGCCCAACAGGAACGAUUCGUAUUACUUCAAGGGGCCUGUAACUACUGCAGAGCGGCAGAACUAUGAAACUGCAGCUCUGUCGGGCCAGGAUAUCCUAUUGGCGUCUCAGACCCCAUGGCCUGGUAUGGCGUAUCCAUGGAAAUUGCUAGAGAUACCAUCCUCGCGGAAGCAACGAAUCCUGCUCGAGGGCUCAGAUGCUAUCUAUGAAAGAUUGUUGGGCCACCAUGCUGUCGUCGCUUCAAAGCAUACGCGACCUGGAAAGAAAUCACGUAUCAAACUGAGGAUGAAAGCAGCUGCAGCGAAAGCAAAGCAGGAACAAGCACUGAAGGCAGCGGCGUCGAAGGAAGCGGCCGAACAGGAAAAGCGGACACGUCGUAAUCGCGAGAAGAAGGUCAAGAAGAAGAAUCGUGAGAAGGCAAAGAAGGCAGAAGCUGCUCUCGCCGCUCCCACCGGUGAUGAUGCAGAAAUGGCUGGCGACAAACCUGAUCUCGACACUGAUUGA